UUGGUGCAACAACGCUCGCAACUCUGCCGUUGGGUCCUUGGGAAGUGCUUCGUCGAAUCGGCUGUAUCAUGCCUCGCUAUUGAGGAUUGAAACAUCACAAACGUUCCAUUUGCUCGGGAUAUAAGGGCUUUCGCUCCAGCAGCUAUGGCAGAAGCAACCCGAGUUGACCCUGCCGGUGUGCCCCGGAAGGAGUCCACCUUAUCUUCCGGCACCUUCACCGAGUUACCCACGAUCCCACAAGCCAAGGUAUUCGGUCCGGCAUCGCCUCUGGCUUCAGACGAAUUUGACUUUGCCUCCAAGUCGAGUCCCGCCGAGAACGAACCAACCGACUAUCUAAAUGGAGGAAACCCCCAUGAGAGGAUAUCUCCGCCAACGAUCUCCCCGAGCUCAUCCCAGCCACCGGCACUGAAUGCCGAUAUACCUUCACCAUCCAGAGCCAUGUCCGACGUUGCUGAACCGUCCUCCCCUGCUGCCGGCAGGAAAAGUGUGCAAUUCAACCCAGACGAUGCGAUUCUUGAUCCACCAACAGCGCACUCGAGAACUGCGUCCUGGGACACAAGGGAGGCUCUAGGGAAAAUCCGCGGUUCGGGUUUUAUAUCGAAGCUGAAAGAACUCGCCGGGCCGGGCGGUGCGCAGACCCCAAGAAUGCCGGCCACGACCCCCGAGUUGCCAUCGACAGCGAGUUCCCCAACCGCACUCCGACAUACAAACCGGCUCCCCCGCGCCGCGAACGAAGGGAGCGACGACGACGCAGAUGCUGAGGAAACAGCAGACGAGACCACCGCUUCACCUUCGAAAGGGAAACAGAAGAGGAGAAGGCGUAUGCGGAGGCUCAGGAUGGAAUCUUAUUCGGUCCCCAAUACCCCGCAGAUGAGCUCGCUGGGGCCUGAGACUUCAGAUGUCCAGAGCCGCCUGGCCUUUUUGAGGCGCACUCCUUUAGCUGGCAUCGAUGACCACGGAUUUUCCGAGGGCGAAGGGCGUGACCGCCUUGCUGGGCAACGUGGCUUGAGGAGAGGGAUGAACGGGAGGUCCAGACCCGGCGAAGAGGGAGAGGACGCUGACAGCCCUGCCGGUCUUCGAGUCGGUCACCACUUCAGGCGGUUGUCUGCUCUUGGAGGCGGCGGCGGCGUAUCUGACGGCGAUGCCAUGAGCCCCAGGAGACCCUUCUUUAAGGCAGACAGAGCCUCGACGUUUGGUGUCCAGAAAUGGCGGCAGGUCAAGGGCGCACUGAACUUCUUGCGCCAGAAGAAGGACGAGCAGUUCGACUUCUCCAAAUCUGCAGAACUCAUGGCAGAGCUCUUCGGCGGUGCACCCGCGGUUUUGAUGCUCGCAAGCAUGAUUCAACGUGACGAGCACGGCAAUAAGAGGAUACCCGUUCUGCUCGAGCAGCUAAGGCUACGCAUCACCGACAGCACCCCUGCCCCGGAUAAAGACAGCGAGCGACAUUGGAUGUUUACCAUGGAGCUGGAAUACGGGAGUGGCCCGAGCCAGAUGAAAUGGACCAUUAAGCGGAGCAUCAAGGACAUUAUGAACCUACAUUGGAAGUACAAGCUGGCCUUGGGUAACGAAGGGUUCCCUUCCAAAAGUUCCGAUUAUGGGGCGCGGCGGCCCAAGCAGCCGCGCUUUCCCCUGUCUGCUUUCCCCUAUCUCCGUGGCGUGAGAGGCUUGGACGACAACGACGAGGAGGAACUCGGCAACGAGACACGCGCCGAAGAGACCGCAGGUGAGCUCACCGCCGGUGAGGGGACGGUCCAGGAAGGGACCGAUGUGGAUGACAGGCCGCCCAUGCGCAAGAAGCGUUCACGGAUGCCCUACCUUGGUGGUCGGCGGAAACCCUCGACGCUCGGUUCCAACGCCGACCUCAGUCAGGUCAUCGUCGAUGCCGCUGCCCAAAAGAGGAAGUAUGUCGAGCGGCAGCAGAGGACGCUGGAGAGGUAUCUCCAGGACAUGAUUCGUUGGCUCAUGUUCAGGGCAGACAGCAACCGCCUAUGCCGCUUCCUCGAGCUGUCUGCCUUGGGGGUCCGGCUCGCGGCUGAGGGCAGCUACCACGGAAAGGAAUGCUACCUGCACAUCCAGUCAUCCCAAGGCCUCGAUUUCCGCCGUGUGCUUACACCGGGCAAGGUGAUCGCGAGACACAGCCGGAAGUGGUUCCUAGUCCGACAGAGCUACAUUGUCUGUGUUGAAUCGCCCGAGAAUAUGAACAUCUACGAUGUCUACCUCGUCGAUCCGAAAUUCCGGAUUGUCACCAAGAGCAAAGAUAAGCAACUUCGCGCCAUAAGCCGCGAGCGAGAGGAGGAUAUCGAAAACCUUGACCCCUCUGCCCCUCGUCCCACCGGCGGGCACCACACUCUCAAGAUCAUCACCUCCGAACGGAAGGUGAAGCUCUUCGCUCCCAACCAACACCUCAUCUCCCAGUUUGAGGAGUCCAUCAAGGAAAUGCUAAAGCACACUCCCUGGCACCUCGAAAAUCGCUUCGGCAGUUUUGCCCCGGUUCGGACAGGGGUGCAUGCCCAGUGGUUGGUCGACGGCCGCGAUUACAUGUGGAAUGUGUCCCGCGCCAUCAGCAUGGCGAAGGACGUGGUUUAUAUCCAUGAUUGGUGGCUGAGUCCUGAGCUCUACAUGAGGCGGCCCGCCUGCAUCAGCCAGAAGUGGCGUCUCGACCGUCUGCUCCAGCGAAAGGCUGCCGAAGGCGUCAAGGUUUUCGUCAUUGUUUACCGCAACGUCGAAGCCGCCAUUCCCAUCGAUUCGGAGUACACCAAGUUUUCACUGCUGAACCUCCACCCGAACAUCUUCAUUCAACGGUCACCUCAUCAGUUCAAGAAGAAUCAGUUCUUCUUUGCUCACCACGAAAAGCUCUGCAUCGUAGACCACGAUAUUGCUUUCGUGGGUGGGAUCGACUUAUGCUUCGGCCGGUGGGACACCCCGAAACAUCCCGUGGUGGACGACAAACCUACGGGCUUCGAACCUCAAGACGCCCCCAAGGAUGCUGAGCACUGCCAGCUGUUUCCCGGGAAGGACUAUUCCAAUCCUCGAGUCCUAGACUUCUCCAAGCUCCACGAGCCGUACGCGGAGAUGUACGACAGAUCGAUGACGCCACGCAUGCCGUGGCACGAUAUCGCAAUGCAAGUCGUGGGGCAGCCGGCACGGGAUCUCACUCGGCACUUUGUGCAGAGGUGGAAUUAUGUCCGACGUGGACGGAAGCCGACACGGCCCACCCCAUUCCUGCUGCCGCCGCCGGAUUGUAAGCCAGAGGAGCUCGAGGCCAUGGGUCUCAGCGGCACCUGUGAAGUGCAGAUUCUCCGUUCCGCGACGACUUGGUCGCUCGGUACUGAGAACACAGAACACAGCAUCCAAUCGGCGUACAUCAAAAUGAUCGAUAACUCGGACCACUUCGUCUACAUAGAGAACCAGUUCUUCAUCACCAGUACCGAAACAUUAAACAGCAAGGUCGUGAACGGUAUCGGCGAUGCCCUGGUCCGCCGCAUCAUCCGGGCUCACGAGAACGAUGAGGACUGGCGCGCCGUGAUCGUGAUCCCGCUGAUGCCGGGCUUCCAGAACGAGGUGAACCAGCCCGAUGGCUCCAGCGUCCGGCUGAUUCUGCAGUUCCAAUACCGCAGCAUCUGCCGAGGGGAGCACUCGAUCUUUGGGCGCCUGCGGGCUGCUGGCAUCGAGCCGGAGGACUACAUCCAGUUCUUCAGUCUCCGACAGUGGGGCAAGCUGGGCAAUGGCGUUCUGACAACGGAGCAGCUAUACAUCCACGCCAAGUGCAUCAUUAUUGACGACCGUGUCGCCCUGAUCGGUUCGGCCAACAUUAACGAGCGAUCGAUGUUGGGCAGUCGCGAUUCCGAAGUCGCCGCAGUCGUCCGCGACACGGACCUGAUCUGGUCGACCAUGGGGGGCCGGCCGUACCAGGUCGGGCGGUUCGCACAUACGCUUCGUCUUCGGCUCAUGAGAGAACAUUUGGGGCUGGAUGUGGACGAAAUCUUGGAUGAGGAGCGGCAGGCCGACCUCGACCGCGAAGAGCAGUUCGAGGCAGAGAUGGAUGAUAUUUACGAUGAGGAAGAGUCCGACCCGUCGCCCAUGGAAGGGAGUUCAAGACAACGGAGGUCUUCCUUUGCCGAGCCGCCCAAGACCCCAACGCUACCUCAGGAACCUCACAGCUUUAAUCACGAUGCUAGCCCGGAAGACUCUCACCGCCGGGGGCGGACUCUUUCGGGUAGCUCAAAACGCCAGGCAUCUGCCGCGGAGCCCUCGCUCGAGAAGCACCACCAAGAAGUGGAGGGUUUUGGCGCCGACCGGUGGAAGAAUGCGCAGGAGGAAGGGCUCGAUCAAGGUAGAGAUACCGUGAUUAUCAAUAACCGUGAGGUGCUCGUCAAAGACGUCGCGGCGGAAGGCAAGGGAACACUUGACAACCCGAAGGAGCCACACACACUUCGCCCCGUGUCUGGUGUCACGACUCCCGAUAGCGCCGGAGUUCACGAGGGGGCACCGCCGAUGCCGCCCUUCGACCGACGAACGACUGAGCAGGCCGGCCUUCCCCGGGCGAACCAGUUGCCGACAUUGCCCAUCGUCGAUGAUACGGACAUCGGCGGCCCACCGGUCCGGGUUGAUUCGGCAGGUCGGCCGGUUCACGGCGUCACCAGCUCGCUCCCCAUCGAUAUCAAACUGGCCGACAUCCACAAGGACUGCAUGCGCGAUCCGCUGAACCCGAAUUUCUACGACGACGUCUGGUCUCGUGCUGCCGAAAACAACACGCGGAUCUAUCGGCGCGUCUUCCGGUGCAUGCCGGAUUCGGAAGUAACCAACUGGGCCGAAUACAAGGACUUCAACAACUAUAACGCGCGUUUCAAGGCGAGCAUGGAUAGCCACCCAACGAACGAGGAAGGCGAAAAGUCCAGCCCGCCCCAUGGAGCAUCUGGGCAAACCGCAGCGGGCGCUGGCAUCGGCGCGCCGGGCCCUGCUGCCGGGGCUGCCGCUCUGUCCGAGAAGCUUGGUAGCGUAGCAAAAACCGCCGCGAAGAUGGGCCCGUCCGCCGGCGACAGUGCCAUAGACGAGAAGCGGGCCAUGGCUGAGGGGCUACGGGACGAGACCCCCCGGGCGAGCACGAACCACGAAGGAGAGGGGCAAGACAACGCCGUCAACUCGAGCCGCGACACACUGCACGGCACCGAGGCCAACACCCGCCUCGGCCCGGGGCUCGACGGCCGCAAGGAGCGCCGUCCCACCUUUUCCAACCAGGAGAAGCCCCCGCCGACGGGCGUCAGCACAGGCUCCGGAAACGGAAACAACCUCUCGACGGCAACAAGCAACCGCGAUUCUGCGCAGGGCUGCAGCAACGGCGCCCCCAAUGUCAAGCCGGCGGGCUCGCAGAAGCGGCGCCGCCGCGCCACGACCAAGGGCAGCCGGCCACGGUUCGGCGUGGCUGAGGAGUUGCUGUCCAAGGCCGACGCCGAGGACCUGCUGCUGCUGACGCAGGGCCCGCUGGUGCAAUUCCCGUAUGAUUGGCUCGCAGUGGAGGAGACGAACGGGAACUGGCUAUUCCAGGUGGACCAGGUCGCGCCGUUGGCUAUCUAUAACUGAGCGUGGCUGUGAGAUUCGGCGGUGGUGGAGGACGGCUUGCUUCCACAGGAGAUGGUAUAUAUAGAGAGAGUGAUGGGUCGCAUUCCGUGUUUGUUUUGAGCAGUUGCGGCGGCGUUUGGUGUCGUGAUAUUUACCCCCUAGUCACGAUGCAUUGUUCUGGUGCAUUGGCGUUCUUCAAG
This is a messenger RNA of Chaetomium fimeti, 5759 nucleotides long. RefSeq lists its product as uncharacterized. Gene Ontology annotation, cellular component: intracellular membrane-bounded organelle. Gene Ontology annotation, biological process: phospholipid catabolic process. The record is from RefSeq and is a predicted model, not a curated record. Lineage: Eukaryota; Fungi; Ascomycota; Sordariomycetes; Sordariales; Chaetomiaceae. Bases 145 to 5580 code for a protein of 1811 amino acids. Gene Ontology annotation, molecular function: D-type glycerophospholipase activity. The transcript is spliced from 2 exons.